AUGUUCGGCUUCCAGAAGUUCGAGCCAUGGCGCCGAGUGCCCGGUAAAGUCUUAUUGUUGUUGGUUAACAUUGUUGCAGCUACUGCUCUGAUCUUUGAAGGGUUCAAUCAAGGCGUGUUCGGCACCGUCAGCUCAACACCGGGCUUCAUUGAGAUGGCCAAGAUUGGGCACGACGGUGUCGUGACUGAUACUACUAAACAAGGAGGUCUAGCCGCAGCAUAUUACUUCGGUGCCAUAUGGGGUUGUUUCAUAGGAGGCUGGGUGGGCGACAAGAUUGGUCGGAAACGGGGUGUUUUGGUCGGCACUCUGUUUGGUAUAGUUGGUGCGGCGCUCAUGGCGGGGAGUCAAAACUCAAACACGUUCAUAGUCGCACGCGUCAUCGCGGGUUUGGGCAUCGGUUUCAUCAACGCUAUUAUCCCACCUUGGGUGAGCGAGUUAUCACAAGCGCACGACCGUGGCUCCAGCUUCUCGCUUGUCUUUGUCGCGAACUAUCUUGGGAUAGUGAUCGCAUAUUGGAUCAACUUCGGUAUCCGUGGAUAUAAGAGUGAGUUCCGUUGGAGAUUUCCGCUCGCAUGGAUGAUCAUCCCAUUGCUGAUCGUCGAUGCCACUGUGCCUUUUCUACCCGAGUCGCCACGAUGGCUUAUUGCGAAUAAGAAACGGCAGGAGGCCAUCGAUAUUCUCUGCAAAGUACGCGGGGAUCUAUCGGCUACAGAUCCCAAGAUCGUCGCAGAAGUCGAGCAGCUUGAUGCCAUAGUCGAGGCAUCCCAUCACAAGCGCAACAACUUACUCAACAUCGUUUUAGGCGGGCGCUACUCGGGAAGUCUUCAUCUCGGUCGGCGUGCGGUGAUGGGGUUUGCGCUGCAACUCAUUCAACAGUGGACUGGAAUCCUGGCUAUCGCUGGUUGGGCAACAACACUUUUUGCCCUCGCCGGGUUCGACUCGUAUAAGUCCGCUUGGCUUGGAGGACUAGUGAACACCUUUGGUGUCCCUGGCACCGCAGCGGCUGCGCUUGUCGUGGAUAGAAUUGGUCGGAUCAAAUCGUUGAUCGUUUCUUUUAUUACACAAGGCAUCGCAUUAUUCAUUGUAGCUGCCCUUAUCAAGACUUCUCAGGACGCUUCAUCUGUAGAUGCAGAUCAGGCAGUGCGACUAGGAACAGGUGCAGCUGCUUUUGUAUUUGUCUACAUCUGGUUUUUCACCAUGUUCAAUAUCAUCCCGUCAUGGAUAUAUGGGACCGAAAUCUGGCCCCAGGAGAUCCGAGCCAAGGGCUACAGCUUCACCAUCUUUGGCUGGGCAGUUGGUUCCGGAGUAACACAGUUCGUGAUCCCCAUCCUCUUGCAACGACUCGGUUGGGCCACAUUCGUAUUCUUCGGCGCCUUAAACAUCGUCGCAAUACCGAUUAUAUACUUAUUCUAUCCCGAAGUCGCCAAAAGAUCUCUCGAAGAAAUCAAUCUCCUCUUCACGAGUGAUAGUCUUUUCGUCAAGGCGAAUAUGCGUGAAUACGAUCGCCGUAUCAAUGCCGCUGAAGGGAGCAUACCAGUUGCUGCUAGGAAUCUCUUAUCAGAGGUCGACAAUUACGGUAGUUCGUCUCUUGACGUAGGUGACCUAGAGAAGGAGGGGAUAUAA
This is a messenger RNA of Xylaria bambusicola, 1623 nucleotides long. Its product is annotated as general substrate transporter. Lineage: Eukaryota; Fungi; Ascomycota; Sordariomycetes; Xylariales; Xylariaceae. Bases 1 to 1623 code for a protein of 540 amino acids. The transcript has 6 exons. Gene Ontology annotation, cellular component: membrane. Gene Ontology annotation, molecular function: carbohydrate:proton symporter activity. The record is from RefSeq and is a predicted model, not a curated record. Gene Ontology annotation, biological process: carbohydrate transport; transmembrane transport.